UGUUUUAUGUAGUUGCAUAUUUUUCAAACAUUUUGAAUUUAUGCGAAAGAAGGAGGAUGAAAACAAAAGAGUUGCACUAUGAAAGUAAGUAAAUCCUCGCCCAAGAGGAAGAGUCGACGUGAUUCCACGACAUCAUAUAGUACCGGCAGCUGUAGUAGUAGCAGUAGCGGUUCUUCCGGCGAGAGCUCUAAUCGCAGUAGCAGUAGUAGUCCUGAGCGGAAGAAGCUCAAGAAAUCAUCAAAAGAGGACUCCGUCAACAGAAAGACAGAACGAAAACUGAAGAAACUACAGAAGAAAGAGGCUAAACGAGAACGAAAAAUUGCUAAAGAACAAAAGAAAGCUCUAAAAAAGCAGCAGAAGAUAGCACGGAAAGCUGAAAAGCAGCUGCGCAAACAGGAGAAAAAAGAAGCGAAGCGAAAUAAACAAAACCCGUCAUCCAGUCAACCCUCGGCGCCACCAGCACCGGAAGAUGACUGCGGUGUACCACUUCAGCUAAUGGACACGAAAGCCCGGGCACCGGAAACUAGAGAACAGUAUGAGGCAAGGCAAGCGGUGAUUCGACGGGUGGUCGAUCCGGAAACCGGUCGAACCAGGUUGGUCAAGGGCGAUGGGGAGAUCAUCGAAGAAUGUGUCACCAGAGAGCGACACCAGGAGAUCAACAGACAGGCAACAGCCGGCGAUGGAGCCGAAUUUCAACGGAGAACAAUUGGAUGGAAUGUAGAUUGACUUUGACAUAAAAUUGAUAUUACGCAAAAUUGACCAGAUAAUUCUUUGCCAAUAAAUCUAAAAUAUUAAAUCGUGUACAGCAAUGAUGUACAGUGCAAACUAA
Messenger RNA from Topomyia yanbarensis, 829 nucleotides. Its product is annotated as ADP-ribosylation factor-like protein 6-interacting protein 4. The transcript has a single exon. Bases 79 to 726 code for a protein of 215 amino acids. The record is from RefSeq and is a predicted model, not a curated record. Lineage: Eukaryota; Metazoa; Arthropoda; Insecta; Diptera; Culicidae.